Messenger RNA from Saccharomyces kudriavzevii IFO 1802, 1047 nucleotides. Its product is annotated as carbonyl reductase (NADPH-dependent). Gene Ontology annotation, molecular function: oxidoreductase activity, acting on the CH-OH group of donors, NAD or NADP as acceptor. The transcript has a single exon. Lineage: Eukaryota; Fungi; Ascomycota; Saccharomycetes; Saccharomycetales; Saccharomycetaceae. The record is from RefSeq and is a predicted model, not a curated record. The coding region runs from base 1 to 1047 and encodes 348 amino acids.
AUGACUUCUGAAAAAACCACUGUAUUCGUUUCUGGUGCUACUGGUUUCAUUGCUUUACAUGUUGUGGAUGAUUUGCUGAAAGCAGGUUACAAAGUCAUCGGUUCAGGUAGAUCUAAAGAAAAAAACGAUGGUUUAUUGAAAAAAUUCAAUAACAAUCCCAAUCUUUCGAUGGAAGUUGUCGAGGACAUCGCUGCUCCGAAUGCUUUUGAUGAAGCUUUUCAAAAGCGUGGUAAAGAUAUCAAGGUUGUUCUGCACAUUGCUUCCCCAGUACAAUUCAACACCACUGAUUUUGAAAACGAUCUGCUGAUUCCGGCUGUCAAUGGCACCGAAUCAAUUUUAGAGGCAAUUAAAAAGUAUGCCGCAGAUACUGUUGAAAAAGUCGUCAUUACUUCUUCUGUUGCUGCCCUUGCAGCACCUACGGAUAUGAGCAACAAUGGCUUCGUUGUUAACGAGGAGAGCUGGAACAAAGACACCUGGGAAAGCUGUCAAGCCGAUGCCAUUACCGCGUACUGCGGUUCCAAAAAGUUUGCUGAAAGGGCUGCUUGGGACUUUGUCAAAGAAAAUCAAUCAGCCAUCAAGUUUACAAUUUCCACUAUCAACCCAGGGUUCGUUUUUGGCCCUCAACUGUUCACAAAUUCACUUAAAAACGGAAUAAAUAGUUCUUCAGCUAUUAUUGCCAAAUUAGUCCGUUCUAAAGCGAGUGGCAAAUUUUAUAAUUUCAGCGGUCCAUUUAUUGACGUCCGUGACGUCUCAAAAGCUCACUUAGCUGCAUUUGAAAACCCAAAGUGUGCCGGCAGAAGAUUAUUCUUGUGUGAGGAUUUAUUCUGUUCCCAAGAUGUAGUCGACGUCCUGAACGAGGAAUUUCCGCAAUUAAAGGGUAAGAUAGCUACUGGUGAACCUGGCAGCGGUCCAGGCUAUUUGGCAAAAAAUUGUUGCAAGUGCGACAACUCUGAGACCAAAAGGUUGUUGGGAUUCAAAUUUCACAGCUUCAAGAAUUGCAUUGUUGAUACUGCAUCACAACUGCUAGAAGUUCAAAAUGAAGCCUGA